Messenger RNA from Arctia plantaginis, 453 nucleotides. Lineage: Eukaryota; Metazoa; Arthropoda; Insecta; Lepidoptera; Erebidae. The record is from the annotation of a GenBank genome assembly.
AUGGCGUCUAUUCUAUUGUCCGAACCAGCUGUGCAAUCGUACAUGUUUUACUCGGGCGUGUUAGCUCUCAAAAUGCUGGGAGUGUCAUUUUUGACAGCGAGGCAGAGAUAUCGUAAGAACGUAUUCGCAAACGAAGAAGACGCCAAAGCUAAAAAUGGCAAAGUGAAGUUCGACGACCCCGAUGUGGAAAGAGUUAGACGCGCGCAUCUCAACGACUUGGAGAAUAUUCCAGCAUUUUGGAUAGUUGGUGCUCUUUAUUUAACAACCGGGCCUUCGAGUGCAUUGGCUACAAAUUUGUUUAGAAUUUAUGCGGCAGGAAGAGUGCUGCACACUUUUGUUUAUGCGGUCAAACCCCUGCCGCAGCCGGCUCGUGGAAUUGCUUUCGGAGUUCCUUUCUUCAUUACCAUCUACAUGGGAGUUAAAGUCAUUCAAUACUAUUCCGGUGCUAUGUAA